Molecule: messenger RNA, 2444 nt
Organism: Nematostella vectensis (starlet sea anemone)
Lineage: Eukaryota; Metazoa; Cnidaria; Anthozoa; Actiniaria; Edwardsiidae
Product: tetratricopeptide repeat protein 28-like
Exons: 4
Coding region: 1-2289 (762 amino acids)
Molecular function (GO): protein binding
Source: RefSeq, a predicted model, not a curated record
AUGUCUGAGGGCAAGCCUUUUUCUGACUGGGGCGUGGCCGAGUGGGACGCCAUUGGCAGGGUGUGGUCCAACCUUCCCGACAUAUUCGGUUUCCUGAUUAUGUGGGGGAUGACCAUGAGCCCGCUGACACCAGACCAGCAGAUUCGUUUACUGAAAGUAUGUUACGAUAUUUCGUACUUGCUCGGGAGCAGCGAGCUGAUGAUGUGUGUGUAUUUGGAAGCGGGCGGCACAUUUUCUAAAAAAGCGCAGUAUGAAAAUGCAAUGUCAUGUUAUACAGCUGCUAUGGAAAUAGCGAAAUCAAAUGAUGACAAUCAGACUCAAGCAGCUUGUUAUAGAUUGAUGGGUGAAAUUCAGCACAGGCUGCACGAUUACAAUCAGUCAAUGGAGAAUUUCCAACACGCACUUAGUCUAUGUCAAAAGACAGGUGACGUGAGUGGUCAAGCUGAAGCAUACCUGGGUAUGGGUAAUGUGCACAGGUCUGAGGGCAAGUACGAGGACGCAAUGAAUAAUUACCAACACGCACUUAGUCUAUUUCAAAAGACAGGUGACGAGAGUGGUCAAGCUAAUGCAUACCUGGGUAUGGGUGAUGCGCACAGGUCUCAGGGCAAGUACGAGGACGCAUUGAAUAACUACCAACACGCACUUAGUCUAUUUCAAAAGACAGGUGACGAGAGUGGUCAAGCUAAAGCAUACCUCGGUAUGGGUGAUGUGCACUGGUCUCAGGGCAAGUACGAGGACGCAAUGAAUAACUACCAACACGCACUUAGUCUAUUUCAAAAGACAGGUGACGAGAGUGGUCAAGCUAAUGCAUACCUGGGUAUGGGUGUUGUGCACAGCUCUCAGGGCAAGUACGAGGACGCAUUGAAUAUCUACCAACACGCACUUAGUCUAUAUCAAAAGACAGGUGACGAGAGUGGUCAAGCUAGUGCAUACCGGGGUAUGGGAUAUGUGCACAGGUCUCAGGCCAAGUACGAGGACGAAAUGAAUAACUACCAACACGCACUUAGUCUAUUUCAAAAGACAGGAGACGAGAGUGGUCAAGCUAAUGCAUACCGGGGUAUGGGUAAUGUGCACAGGUCUCAGGCCAAGUACGAGGACGCAAUGAAUAACUACCAACACGCACUUAGUCUAUGUCAAAAGACAGGUGACGAGAGUGGUCAAGCUGAAGCAUACCAUGGUAUGGGUAAUGUGCACUUUAACCAGGGCAAGUACGAGGACGCAAUGAAUAACUACCAACACGCACUUAGUCUAUUUCAAAAAACAGGUGACGAGAGUGGUCAAGCUAGUGCAUACCGCGGUAUGGGUAAUGUGCACUUUAACCAGGGCAAGUACGAGGACGCAAUGAAUAACUACCAACACGCACUUAGUCUAUUCCAAAAGACAGGUGACGAGAGUGGUCAAGCUAGUGCAUACCAUGGUAUGGGUAAUGUGCACAGGUCUCAGGCCAAGUACGAGGACGCAAUGAAUAACUACCAACACGCACUUAGUCUAUUCCAAAAGACAGGUGACGAGAGUGGUCAAGCUAGUGCAUACCAUGGUAUGGGUGAUAUGCACUUUAAGCAGGGCAAGUUCGAGGACGCAAUGAAUAACUACCAACACGCACUUAGUCUAUUUCAAAAGACAGGUGACGAGAGUGGUCAAGCUAGUGCAUACCUGGAUAUGGGUGUUGUGCACAGGUCUCAUGGCAAGUACGAGGACGCAUUGAAUAACUACCAACACGCACUUAGUCUAUGUCAAAAGACAGGUGACGAGAGUGGUCAAGCUAGUGCAUACCAUGGUAUGGGUAAUGUGCACUUUAACCAGGGCAACUACGAGGACGCAAUGAAUAACUACCAACACGCACUUAGUCUAUUUCAAAAAACAGGUGACGAGAGUGGUCAAGCUAGUGCAUACCGCGGUAUGGGUAAUGUGCACUUUAACCAGGGCAAGUACGAGGACGCAUUGAAUAACUACCAACACGCACUUAGUCUAUUUCAAAAGACAGGUGACGAGCGUGGUCAAUCAAAGGCAUACUAUGGUAUUGGUAAUGUGCACAUGUCUCAGGCCAAGCACGAGGACGCAUUGAAUAACUACCAACACGCACUUAGUCUAUUUCAAACGACAGGUGACCAGAAGGGUCAAAUUAAUGCAUACCGCGCUAUGGCGAGUAUUCACAAAGUAAUUUGUAAAUACGAGGAGAAGAAGAAAUGCAUUCGUCAAGCAAUCAGUCUUACUGCAACGUUAGAGAACGUGCCGCCCAACCUAGUGGAGCUUGGACUACUAUACGAGGAAAGUGAAAACUUCAACUAGGCGAACAAGUGUUACGAAAAGCAGCUUGAUUCAUGUUUAAAGAAUGGCGACGUAGUUGGGCAAGUACAGACACAUCUUAUGAUGGGUAUGCUGCACCUAUCUCAACGUAACUACGAUAAGGCUAUGGAGUGCUGCCAACAAGCGAGAGAUAAGUA